This is a messenger RNA of Symbiodinium sp. CCMP2592, 690 nucleotides long. Lineage: Eukaryota; Dinophyceae; Suessiales; Symbiodiniaceae. The record is from the annotation of a GenBank genome assembly.
AUGAAGAGAAAUGCCCUAUGGACGUUUGGCCUCGCACUUCUGAUGAUUCUUUGUGCUUGGCAAACAUCAUGUUUGUUCACUGUACCUCGGUUGACACAAAGUGCAGCAAGGCAGGCGCAGAGUGAGGCAGUCAGCACGGCAGCGACAAAAACGCUCGAUCAGCAGGGUUUCGGCUCUUUUUUCGAGCAGCAAAUCAUCGCUUGCUUCCCGGUGGGUACCAUGUGUGUGCAAAGCUUGACACUGAACCAGGACGCAAAUCAGCACAUGUCGCAAGCAUUCACGAUCCUGCAAAAUGGCGUCGGCCUCUCCAAGCCCGAGAAGUGGGGCACCUUGCAGCAGCGGGAGAUCAAACCAGAUGUGCUGGCAUUCCAUGAUAACCCCAGCCUCGGAAAAGCUCUGGCAUCGCACUUCGCCGACUCUCAAGGCAACGUACGAGACAUCGAGUUCAUGCGUCUUCCAGACGCUUGCUCACUGGUUGCAUGUGAAGUUACUGUUCAACCAGAUCUCUGUUGGAAUAAGCUUUUCCAAGCUGAGAAAAUUCUGGCUGCAGUUCAGUAUGGCGUCGACGACAACGUCGCACUUCCAACAGUCAAUGACACCUUCAUGAUGAUCAGCAUCAAUGGAGACCUUGAAGGUUUCACAAGCAUUGCACCAGCGUUUGCAAGGUUUUUGGCAAACCAGGACUCCUAA